This is a messenger RNA of Acanthamoeba castellanii str. Neff, 696 nucleotides long. RefSeq names its product Cwf15/Cwc15 cell cycle control protein. The transcript has a single exon. Bases 1 to 696 code for a protein of 231 amino acids. Gene Ontology annotation, molecular function: RNA binding. The record is from RefSeq and is a predicted model, not a curated record. NCBI's taxonomy places the organism in Eukaryota, Discosea, Longamoebia, Acanthamoebidae. Gene Ontology annotation, cellular component: catalytic step 2 spliceosome. Gene Ontology annotation, biological process: mRNA cis splicing, via spliceosome.
AUGACGUCUGCUGCGCGACCCACUUUCAAUCCUGCAAAGGGCAACACUCAUCAGGGCGGCAACCGCCUUUUUGCGCCCUCGGCUCAGACCUCGGCCAAGGACCAGCCAGGGCACAAGGAAUUGAAGCUGCGCCGACCCGGCCAGAGCGCCCCCUCUGACAUGCGGGCCAAGGAUCUCAAGGCCGAUCUGGAGGAGAGGGAGAGGCGGCAUUUUGAAACGAAAGGGGCGGGCCGAGAGCGAGAUGAAGAGGAAGAGGCGGUGCCGCGACCACCGCAGAUGAUAGAAUACAAGAGGAAGAGGGGGGACGAAGAAGAGAAGAAGAACAUCGACGCCGACGACUCGGAUUCGUCUGAAGACGAGGACGAUUCUGACGAUUCGGACGAUGAUAGCGAGGAAGAUGACACGGCCGAGCUCAUGCGAGAGCUGGAGAAGAUCAAGAAGGAGCGAGAGGAAGAGAGGAGGAGGCAAGAGGAGGAGCGGGAGCGAAUGGAGGCCGAGAAGAAGGACGAGGAGGUCAAGUUUGGCAAUCCACUGCUCGCCAAGGGCGAGGGGGACUUCAACGUGAAGAAGCGGUGGUAUGAGGACGUCGUGUUCAAAAACCAGGCCAAGGACGAGCCACAAAAGAAGAAGCGCUUCAUCAACGACACCAUCAGGAACGACUUCCACAAGAAGUUCCUCUCCAAGUAUAUCCAGUAA